AAAUAAAAACAAUGAAAACAGUGUACAAUAUUUUGAUAAGAGGAGGCGUUUUAUGCCAGCUGUAUUUUAUAAAUGUUUUAUACUGGUUUUAUAUAUAUUGUACUUAUCUGCGUUCAUGGAUGAGAUUAAUUCUGAAUACACGAAAACUACCAGAGCUUUACGUUGACGCUAGCUGUUAAGGCGGAAUGGGGCGCAGCGCAGUGCGCCUGGUGGUGACAGCGCUGCUGUCUGGCGGGCUGUGUCUGCUGCACGCCAGGAGCGACUGCUGCGUGCUGGUGCUGCUGGCAGCCUCGGCGCUCACCGCCUCCAGCGCCCACCAGGACGCGUGCGGCGACGACGAAGACGAGGCCAGGUACCCGUUCCUGGCCGGCCUCCGGGACGACGAGGCGUGGCAGAGCCUCGCGCCGAGGGUGCGAGUCAAGAGGCGCUCCGCCGCGGCCGAACGCGACCUCUACGACGAGCAGCCGCCCUCCUACGUCUACGAGGACGGCGCCGCCGAACUGGCGCCCAGCGCGAGGGAACUCGAGGACGAACAAGACGCAGAGGGGGCACAGUUCCUUCCAGGCAGGCGGGAAGCUCAACUAACAGAACACGACGGAAAACAAACGUUUAUGGAAAACGUAUUUAAAAGCCGGGAGGAAACACCACAUCUCCAGGGCUACGGCAGAGAGGAAAGGAAAUCACAGACAGAACAGAGGCGGCAAAUCUUCAACAAUCCAAUCUCGCAAAGCAACGGCGAACACGAAAAAAAACACGACGAAACCACCAAACACGCACAUCAAUCAAAAAAAUGUUUGCAGAACAAAUUAAUAAACAUAUCUUCAACCAAGACCACGAAGACGACUACUUUCACAAAGCAAGUACCGCGACUUAUACCAGUACAAUCACUUAAACCACUAAUCAAACAACCGCCACUGCCAAAACCUACAUCACAUUACGAACCAACGCUUUCUCCAGAACUGGAAGAGGUUUUACCACCUCCUGAGGAACCGAUGCCACCAUCAGAAUAUUGGCCACCACCAGAACAUAGGCCACCACCGAAACAUAGGAAACCACCAGGACCAAUGUCACCGCGAAAACCAACUCCGGAACUUUUACCGACCCCAGAAGAAGUGUUGCCACCUCCGGAGGAACCAAUGCCUCCCUCUGGUUAUUGGCCACCAGGUCAUAUGCCGCUACCAUCGGGACAAAGGCCACCACCACCAGGACCGAUGCCACCACGUAAACCAUAUCCCUUUCCAGAACUCUUACAACCCCCAGAAGAAGUAUUACCACCUCCGGAGGAAUCAAUGCCACCAACAAUAUAUUGGCCACCAGGCCAAAUGCCGCCACCACCGGGACAUAGGCCACCACCUCCAGAACAUAGGCAACCACCACCAGAAAAUAGGCAACCACCACCAAAACAUAGGCAACCACCACCAGAAAAUAGGCAACCACCACCAAAAUAUAGGCAACCACCACCAGAAAAUAGGCAACCACCACCAAAACAUAGGCAACCACCACGAAAACAAACUCCGGAACUUUUACCGCCUCCAGAAGAAGUGUUGCCACCUCCGGAGGAACCAAUGCCGCCAUCAGGAUAUUGGCCACCAGGCCAAGUGCCGCCACCUCCAGAACAUAGGCAACCACCUCCAGAACAUAGGCAACCACCACCAGAACUUAGGCAACCACCACCAGAAAAUAGGCAACCACCACCAAAACAUAGGCAACCACCACCAGAAAAUAGGCAACCACCACCAAAACAUAGGCAACCACCACCAGAAAAUAGGCAACCACCACCAAAACAUAGGCAACCACCACGAAAACAAACUCCGGAACUUUUACCGCCUCCAGAAGAAGUGUUGCCACCUCCGGAGGAACCAAUGCCGCCAUCAGGAUAUUGGCCACCAGGCCAAGUGCCGCCACCUCCAGAACAUAGUCAACCACCUCCAGAACAUAGGCAACCACCACCAGAAAAUAGGCAACCACCACCAGAACUUAGGCAACCACCACGAAAACCUACUCCGGAACAUUUACCGCCUCCAGAAGAAGUGUUGCCACCUCCGGAGGAACCGAUGCCGCCAUCAGGAUAUUGGCCACCAGGCCAAAUGCCGCCACCACCGGAACAUAGGCCACACCCUCCAGAACAUAGGCAACCACCACCAGAAAAUAGGCAACCACCACCAAAACAUAGGCAACCACCACGAAAACCAACUCCAGAACUUUUACCGCCCCUGGAUGAAGUGUUGCCUCCUCCGGAGGAACCGAUGCCGCCAUCAGGAUAUUGGCCACCAGGCCAAGUGCCGCCACCUCCAGAACAUAGGCAACCACCUCCAGAACAUAGGCAACCACCACCAGAACAUAGGCAACCACCACCAGAACAUAGGCAACCACCACGAAAACCAACUCCUGAACUAUUACCGCCCCCGGAAGAAGUGUUGCCACCUCAGGAGGAACCGAUGCCGCCAGGGGUAGUAUCUCCGGGACUAGCGCCGCCCCCCGCGUUGUGGCCGGGCGGGCCGCGCGCGCCGCGCACCAGGGCGCCGCUGCUGCCGCCCCUGGCCGCCCCCGGCCCGCCCCCGGAGGACCUGGAGGCACUGGAGAAGCUACCGGCGCGAGGCGUGCUGGACGAGGUGCUGCGGCGCGCGCACGAGGCCCGCGCCACGCGGCACCACGUGGCGCCCGCGCUGCCGGCCCGGGCGGACCCCGCGCCGCCCCCGUGGGCCGCCAGCGCCUCUGGAGGCGGGCAGGACCGCCGCCUGCAGCGCAUCGUGGAGGGCGCGCUGCGCGAGGCGCGGGCCCUGGCGACCCCGCGGGGGGACCGCGCGGCGCCCCGCCAGCUGCGCGACUUCGUGGCGUGGCUGCUGGCGGCCGGCGACCUGGGGCGCGCCUCGGCGGGGGCGCAGCUCCUGGAGCGCCUGCUGGGGCGCCUGGACGGCCUGCCGCCUCGCGAGCAGGAGCUACUGCGGCCCCACCGCGACGUGGUCAGCGGCCUCUACCGGCGCCUCGGCAGCUACCUCGUGUCCCGCCAGCACCUCGGGGACUAG
Bacillus rossius redtenbacheri is the source of this 3026-nucleotide messenger RNA. RefSeq lists its product as uncharacterized. The record is from RefSeq and is a predicted model, not a curated record. NCBI's taxonomy places the organism in Eukaryota, Metazoa, Arthropoda, Insecta, Phasmatodea, Bacillidae. The transcript has 3 exons. The coding region runs from base 186 to 3026 and encodes 946 amino acids.